CACACGGCUUCAUUUUCCGUUUGAGUACUUAAAGCUCGGCCGACUGGACAAAGGCUUCAGUAUCUGAAUCUUCAGCCAAGAGAAACAUCGAAUUUUCUCCCCUCAUCAAUCAAUAUUUGAGAUCGUUGCUUGUGCCCGGGUCGUCUUAUAGUGCCUCUAGCAUCAUGCAAAUUUUCGUUAAGACCUUGACUGGCAAAACCAUCACCCUUGAGGUUGAGCCUUCUGAUUCCAUUGAGAAUGUGAAGGCCAAGAUCCAAGAUAAGGAGGGAAUUCCCCCAGACCAACAACGUCUGAUUUUCGCCGGCAAACAACUGGAGGAUGGUCGAACCCUCUCCGACUAUAACAUCCAGAAGGAAUCUACCCUCCAUCUCGUCCUUCGUCUGCGUGGUGGUAUGCAAAUUUUUGUCAAGACUUUGACCGGCAAGACCAUCACUUUGGAGGUUGAGCCUUCGGACUCCAUCGAAAACGUCAAGGCCAAGAUCCAAGAUAAGGAAGGUAUUCCCCCAGAUCAACAACGUCUGAUCUUUGCCGGUAAGCAGCUGGAGGACGGCCGCACUCUUUCGGAUUACAACAUCCAGAAGGAAUCUACUCUCCAUCUCGUCCUUCGCCUCCGCGGUGGUAUGCAAAUCUUCGUCAAAACUCUAACUGGGAAAACCAUCACCCUUGAAGUUGAACCUUCCGAUUCCAUCGAAAACGUCAAGGCCAAGAUCCAAGACAAAGAAGGUAUUCCCCCAGAUCAGCAGCGAUUGAUUUUCGCUGGUAAGCAGUUGGAAGAUGGUCGCACCUUGUCUGAUUACAAUAUUCAAAAAGAAUCCACUCUUCAUUUGGUACUCCGUCUGCGUGGUGGUAUGCAGAUCUUUGUCAAAACCCUUACCGGCAAGACCAUCACCCUCGAAGUUGAGCCUUCAGACUCGAUUGAGAAUGUGAAGGCCAAGAUCCAAGACAAGGAAGGAAUUCCCCCAGAUCAACAACGUCUGAUCUUUGCCGGCAAACAACUCGAGGAUGGCCGCACCCUGUCAGAUUACAACAUUCAAAAAGAGUCCACCCUUCAUUUGGUGCUCCGUCUCCGCGGUGGAAUGCAAAUCUUUGUCAAGACUUUGACCGGCAAGACCAUCACCCUUGAAGUUGAACCUUCCGAUUCCAUUGAAAACGUCAAGGCCAAGAUCCAAGACAAGGAGGGAAUUCCCCCAGACCAACAACGUCUCAUCUUCGCUGGUAAGCAACUUGAGGAUGGCCGAACCCUCUCCGACUACAACAUCCAGAAGGAGUCUACUCUUCAUUUGGUCUUGCGUCUUCGUGGAGGAAACUAGAUGCAACAAAUCAAGCCUGGUUGGAAUUCAAGAAUAUUAGGACCCCAUGGAACAUGACAUCUCAUUUAUGUGAUUAUCCUAAGUUCAAAACAAUUCACUAUUUGAUUCUUGAAGGGAAAGAAAAUACAGAUUCUGAAGCUAAA
This is a messenger RNA of Tigriopus californicus, 1453 nucleotides long. Its product is annotated as polyubiquitin-B. Gene Ontology annotation, biological process: protein ubiquitination; modification-dependent protein catabolic process. The transcript is spliced from 2 exons. The record is from RefSeq and is a predicted model, not a curated record. Gene Ontology annotation, cellular component: nucleus; cytoplasm. Gene Ontology annotation, molecular function: protein tag activity; ubiquitin protein ligase binding. Bases 165 to 1310 code for a protein of 381 amino acids. NCBI's taxonomy places the organism in Eukaryota, Metazoa, Arthropoda, Copepoda, Harpacticoida, Harpacticidae.